This is a messenger RNA of Clunio marinus, 285 nucleotides long. NCBI's taxonomy places the organism in Eukaryota, Metazoa, Arthropoda, Insecta, Diptera, Chironomidae. The record is from the annotation of a GenBank genome assembly.
AUGAAUAUUAUUCGAAGGAUUAACCAUAAAGAUGUUCAAGGAUAUGUUCCGAGACCAGAUUUUGAUCCAAUUAAAAGUGUAUCAACCCCUGGAGCUGGUCAUGCCAUUGCAAAGGAUUUUUUCAUGGAUCUCGGUUUGAAUGAUCCCGAAUAUGGCAUGUGGGGUGGGGAAGAUGUCGAAUUGGGUUUGAAAGUUUGGCUUUGUGGGGGGGAAGUUGAACAAAUUCCUUGUUCAUGGAUAGCUCAUAUGUACAAAUCACAUACGUAUAAGACAUAUGUAAACUAG